This is a messenger RNA of Symbiodinium necroappetens, 216 nucleotides long. NCBI's taxonomy places the organism in Eukaryota, Dinophyceae, Suessiales, Symbiodiniaceae. The record is from the annotation of a GenBank genome assembly.
AUGAUGUGCCGGCAGCUGGCGUGGCGCUUGCGCCAGCGUGGCACCCGGAGUCAGGUGAACUGCGUGCAUCCCGGUGAAGUUCUCACGCAGGUGUUCAAUGACUUCCACCCGGUGGUGCUCACGUUGUAUGCGGCGCUGCGUCCUCUGGCGCAGCUGUUUUUCAAGACGCCGGCCAUGGGUGCAGCUUGCAACUCAGACAUCCCAGGACGCGCGUGA